AUGGAAAACACUAACAAUUCUAAUUCCGACAGCAGACCAAAAGACUCUGACAGUAAAGCGAAACCGGAAGCAACGACGGCAGCGAUGCGAUUUCGCAGUGUUCGUCAGGCUAUUGUGGCUCGUCUUCAUGAACUGGAGGCAGAAAAUAAGCGGCUUACCAGGGAGAAGACUAGCUUGGAGCAUCAACUGCUGCAUGUGUUAGAACGGUUAGGCACUGGAGAGUACUCGGGUGGAGAGGGAAGAGUCAGCGCAAUGGAUCGUGAAGAGGUGCGCAUGCUAAUUUCAACGACAAUCGACAAGCUAGAUGCCAAAAUUACAAAGCCAGAUUGGAUUGGCACCACAGGUGUUGCGCCACUGGCUGAACCGGACUACUCUGGAUUGCGCGGAAGUCUUGCUGAAUCUGCCAUUCCAAGCGCGUUCGAGUACUCCAGUCUGUCAGAUGCGUACGAAGAAAUCUGCCUCCAGAAAGAUCUUGUACGGAAAAUGAUUACUUCAGAAUCCAGUAGUCCAUCGUGUGACCUGCAAACCAAGCCAGACCGAGACCACAUUAGUGGACCAUUGCCAAGCUCAUCUAAAACCAGUCCGCAGGCCCCCUUUGCCAUGACACAAACUAUUCCGACGAUGAAGAGCAGUGGGGAUUUGGCUACUUUUUCGACCUCGUCUAGAGUAGUGGAUCAGUACGUUUUCAAUAUUGACGAUAAGUCUAAAGAAGAAUCGCAGUCGUGUGUGGGCGCGAAACAGAGAGUUAAGGGAGAAGUCGAUUUUGCAUCGCCUAUUUCUAUCCGUCCCAGUGCUUUUCACCGCAUUGACGCAAAGAUCAAAGUUCCACAGUGGCUGACACAAAUGCAUGAGGGUUCCAACUUAGACGUACUGAAUGCAGCGCUAAGAAAGGAUGGUUAUGACAGUGAAUCGACCCAAACGAGUUUGGGUUCAUGCUCAAUAUUUUCGCCCUCUUCCUCGUCUAGUUCAGGAUCCCCAACGCGCAGUCCUGUACCUACAAAGCCCUCGCUUGGAGCUAAUAAACAGAAUUUUUCCUCCAUGCCUUCGUCGCCCGUCGGUCCAACCUCACGAGCUGGAAGAUACCGAGAGUUGUCUGUUGGCGAGGCUGCGAGGUGUUUAGAUGAUAGGAAAAAGCAGGAACCACCCCUUCAGCGACGCCGAACUUCAUCCUCGUUUCAUGCCUUAAGGGCAGAAUAUACAAAACCUAAAAGCAGAGAAGAGCUAAUCAUGAUAAUGCGGCGAAUGUAUGGUCUUCCGACAGAUAGAAAAGUUGGUGAGCCAUCGGAUGACGUGACACAACGCGAGUGUACCGUUCCAGUUGGUGGCCCACCAAAAGUUAAAAUUUCCAGACGGCAAAUGAAACAACCAACACAUGUAGAGGAGUACAGUGACACGACUAGUACAAACAGUCAGAAUGUUCAGCCUGAAUUCAGAGGACUACCUAUUCACCGGUAUGCAACUUCACAACGCGGUAUGGAUUUCGACAGAUCAACGCUGUUCAGUAGGCAGCAAGUAAAACCGGUUCCCCAUGGAAUCCAAUCGGCUGAAACUACUCGGCGACAAGAAUUCCGUAAAAUUUCACCAAAGCACUACACUCCGGUCUACGACACAAGGAAAUUGCAAGUUUCCAAUGGACAGCCGGUGCGCAUCGGUUCGUCUUCCGAUUUCCUACGAAGUCCAAUGCAGUUUGGCCAGUUCUUUCCUACAGACAGGCAAGUUUUAUUCGAAUCAAGAGAUUUCCCGAUCCUCACCUGCCUCAUGCGACCAAUUGUUGGUCUGGAUGCAUUUACUCGCACUCAGGGCCAGCUAUCACUUUUUCAACGAAUUCAACCUCCGUUCCCAUCCCCCACACCUAUUCUAAAUUCCUUCGGGGUGGCAAAUCACUCGCACGAGUCCAGUGAUUUGACGUCUGAACUGAGCACACAAGCCCAACCUGUACGACCGUCCCACAAGAAAUUCACGAAAAUCGAGAAACUGGAAAUUUCCGAUGGCUCAGCAACAAAAUCCGCAGCGGAAAUAGCAGUAGCAACGACAAGGUUAGGUGAAUCUUCGCUGAUCGAAGCGGCCCAAGCACCUGAAAGUCAGGUAAUUUGCUCAAACGGUGAUGUAAGCAGUUUUGAGGCGGUUUUAUUCCGAUUAAGUAAUCGCGUAAAAAUAUGGCGCCGCUAUCGAGCCGAGUUAACAUCUUCCAGCCUCUUGUUGCACGCCUCUGAACCACCUCAUCUGCAACCUCCAAAGCGAUGUAUUCCCCUUGGGGAAAUUAAAAUCGUGCGGAAACCACACAAUCUGUCCACUUCGUUCACUACCAUUCUCACAGCUCCGACGAAAAUAGAGUAUGAUGGUACUUCAAAAUACUGCCUGGGAAGUGUUCCGGUGACUCGCAAGUUCUCAGCUGGACCAAAUGAUUCCACCAGUAGGACAAAUUAUGGACAUUUCGAGCUUCUUUUGAAUAGUGGAAAGUCACAUCGUUUACGAGGCACAAACCCAGAAGAAACUGACAUUUGGUUGAGACACAUAAAACGACGAAUACGAGCCCAUCGGGCGAAGGAAAUUGUACAGCAGUGUAGCGCACAACUGGUGAUGCAAGGCUGGGUGCGGCGCGUGAAGGGAGGUGAAAUGACUUGGGUUUGGUGUAGGUUAAUGGGACAGUAUUUGGUAUACUCUCCUGGGCCGGAAUCCAGUAUACCGACCGGCUUUAAAUCACUUGAUGGUACCCAGGUUCGUACAAUGCAUUCUUGUUCUCCAAGAGUUACCUUGCCGCAAACAAUAACCGCUCAAUGUUCCAUAGCCAAUUCAACUGGUAUGCAAGUGCAACUUACAACCAGUUCAGACUCGGAUACGUUGGCGAAUGGGGAUUCUGAGAUGCAACGACGAACGAUCGCUUUGUGGACUGAUCGGACCGAUCCAGUUUACCUGAUCUGCCGGACCGACGAAGAAUAUGAACAAUGGAAGGAUCAUCUGCACAGGGCUUGUAAAAAACCACUGGACAUUACCGCUGACGUCAGAAUAAACCCUGAUCUGGUGGGUAUCAGACUACGAGAACAGUGGCGCUUUUUGGUGAAAGUGGACCACGCCACAGAUCCCUACCACACAGACAGGCUGAUCAAAGUUCCGAUUUCAAAGACAACCGAAACCAACCAAGCUGAGUUAUGUACGCAAAUGAUAAUGUGUUUGUUAGCUUUAUCUUAUCCCCAAAUGGUAUUUGGAAACUAUUCGGAGUCGGAUUCCAGGUUACCCUCUGCGAACAUUCUCGGAACUUCACAAUGGCUGGAAAUCAAAUAUACAAUUGUCAAGUUUUUGAGUAAUUUGGGCUUAACGACCCCAGAAUUAAAGGACGAAUUAUUUCUGCAGGUGAUCAAACAGGCAACGCUCUCUGAGACUCAAGAAAAAAGAUUGCUAAGACGGCAGUUUCCGCAGCGUUCCAGGAGGACAAUACGAACGCUCCCCUGGUUUUGUGUUGGGCAACGUAGUCCAAGAGGAAGAACGACGAGCAGUGGCAGUGUUACACUGGUGGGUGGACACCAACCUGGAAACGAUUUACAGGACUCUCCUCACAAUGUGUUGGUCGCAAGUCGAGAAGUGCCCGUGAGCGAAUUCAUAAACCGCCUGAGUCAGGAAGCAAGUUUGGCAUUUCCGGUUCCAGCCAAUCUGAGUUCAAGCCGACCCGAAGGAUGGUGGCCUGUUGUUGCAGUUUGGGAAUUCCUGUGCCUCAUUCUACCCGUAUUUCUUCCAUCGACGCCUGUGCUCUAUUGCCUGGAAUUACUUAUCACUAUUUAUUGUCAGAAAGGUUCACUGACACGGACUGGACAUCCGGAUGAAGGGAUUUACGCCGAACUAUCCAGGUACGCAGCCUUUUGCAAGGAGGCACUAAAACAGACAAUAAUACAUGGUGGACGGUAUGAAGUUCCUUCGGCACUGGAGGUGGCAUCGAUUUCUAUUCGAAAUCCUUACACGCACACUUACCCAUUCAGUCUACCGAUACAUGUGCCAAACGGGAAUGUUUACGAGGUUGUUAGUUUCAACGGUGGCUCUGAAUUCCGCAUUGUCAUCGAACAAAUGACCUUGAAACUUACAUUACCUUCAUCGAAACAACAAUCGGCCUGUGUGUUUGGGAUAUAUUUACGCCUUACUGGAGUGGGUAAACCUACACGUUACAUCUAUUUGCGACCAGAGUGGAAAAUGUGUGAUGUCUUAUCCUUAUACGAAAGAGCCAUAAUUAGUAACCGGGAGGAGCGUAACGUGAAAGUUCCACUGGAAGAUGCAACAGCGGAAUUCGUAUUUCGUAUUCAAGCGUUUUCGUGGAAGAAACUUAAGAAAUUGGAGGUUGCAGAUGUGAAGCCUGUGAUAAGUUUGCUUACGCAUCAAUUGCAUGAAGAUUUUCUUCUUGGAUCCUACCCUGUCAUACCAAAUGGAGCUGAGAUGCUAGACAUGGCAGCAUUGCUCUGUCGAGCCAAUCAUUUCGACUACACGGAACUACAAAAUCGUCGCGAAGCAAACCUCAGUCAAAUUAUUCGCAGCUAUUUUCCUAUUAAAUGGGUUGAGGAAAUUGCAAAGGAUGGUCGAUCAAUAAUCCAACUAAAGCUAAUCCUUUUGGAUCGAUGGUCUUCAAUCAGUAGAACAUUUGGAGAUUUUGAAAAAGCUUAUGUAAACGAGAUGCGCAUUUCCAAAGGUAACGAUCAGGACAAGUCAAAUAAGACAAAAGAAGAAACGCUCUUCUGUAUUGCGAAAAUUCGGGCGUGUUUCGCUUAUCUUCGUCUGUUGCGCCGUCUCCUACCCGAACGCUUUGCUACCACCAUUUUUCCGGCAAAUGCAUCCAACCUUCCUGGUCGUGUGGAAACGGAUUUAGUUUGGUUGGUUCCACAAGAGAGUCAGCUGAAUGUUCUAACUGUCUGCCCUGCUGCACAACCCUUCAACAUGUAUCCAAGAAUGUUUUGCACGAAUUCUAUAAGCUACAACUCCGUCUUGUCUUUUGGUGGGCAGAGAGAUGGCGCAUUUUACCUGGUUUAUUCCGAGCAGACGAGCACAAAAAAUUGGCGGAAAUCAAGCAAGGGACAAGAAUUUUUAUAUGCCACUGGACGGAUGGAACAUCUACCAGGAGCAGCCAGUGACAGCGUGGCUUCUCGGACAAGAUGCAGAAAUUUCCAACCCUCGGCAGUGUCGGCAGCAGUGAAUCAUUCAAAGCAAGGAAACAUACGAAAAGUAAGAUUCUAUUUAACAGAUUUGAACUCAGUUAUGGAGCUUUCAGAUACGCUGGCAUAUUUUAUCAACCUGGUUUCCUAA
Molecule: messenger RNA, 5280 nt
Organism: Opisthorchis viverrini
Lineage: Eukaryota; Metazoa; Platyhelminthes; Trematoda; Opisthorchiida; Opisthorchiidae
Exons: 1
Coding region: 1-5280 (1759 amino acids)
Cellular component (GO): cytoskeleton
Source: RefSeq, a predicted model, not a curated record